Molecule: messenger RNA, 183 nt
Organism: Lepus europaeus (European hare)
Lineage: Eukaryota; Metazoa; Chordata; Mammalia; Lagomorpha; Leporidae
Product: translation machinery-associated protein 7-like
Exons: 1
Coding region: 1-183 (60 amino acids)
Source: RefSeq, a predicted model, not a curated record
AUGACCAGAUGGCAAGGUGGCAAGAAGAAGCCCCUGACACAACCCAAGAAGCUAGCCAAGGAGAUGGAUGAGGCUUUCAAGCAAAAACAAAAAGGAAAAAGAAACUCAAAAGAGCUAAAUGCAAUGGUCACGGGGAAGGGCUCCUUGGCCACAGGUGGAAUUAAGAAAUCUGGCAAAAAGUGA